AUGCAACUUCAAAAACUUUUAUUACUAGGAUCAUUACUCUCUAGUUCCUUUGCUGCUCCUGUUGAGGAGAGAAAACGGUUUUCUUCUGUUGAAGAAGAAGAUUCGUCGUCCUCUUCAGUUUUUCCCGUCUUCCAUCUUUUGAAUGAUGAAAGCGGAAAAGAGACUGGCUUUCUAAGGAGAAGAGAUUUGGAUACCGCUAACUUACCAGACGGCGCAGAACAUAAAACCGUUACUACUUCGGUCAAUGGCCAAUAUGGAACCUAUUUGGAAGUAGUUUAUACUUCAACAAUCAGACCUGCUUCUACUUAUGUUGUUACUACUACCAUCUAUUCUACGAAGACUUUACAGGAUGGACAGGUUACUACUAUUACAUCUGUUGCCGGAUCGACGACCACUCAGUCUGCUAUUUAUGCAACAGAAGCAGCUCAAGACACUGAGGAUGACUCAACUACACCUUCAGCUACUUCUUCUCUUGCACAAGAGACUGGCGAUGAUAGUGCUACGGAAACCAACAACGCAGCUACAACUGUCACUGCUGAGUCUUCAUCAUCAUCGAGCUCCGUUAGCCAUGCAUCAACCUCAUUGAGUGUUUCAUUUGCUUCAAACACUGACAGUGCCUCAUAUACUGCAUAUUACACCGAAACCGUCGAUGAUGGAACCUGUAUCGUAUAUUACGCAGAAGACGAUGAAACAGCUUCCUACAGUGACGAGGAUCCUUACACCACCGUAACAUUGACUUCUGUAGUUGCCACUGUCACAAUGACUCAAGAUUAA
This is a messenger RNA of Brettanomyces nanus, 774 nucleotides long. RefSeq lists its product as uncharacterized. The transcript has a single exon. NCBI's taxonomy places the organism in Eukaryota, Fungi, Ascomycota, Pichiomycetes, Pichiales, Pichiaceae. Bases 1 to 774 code for a protein of 257 amino acids. The record is from RefSeq and is a predicted model, not a curated record.